This is a messenger RNA of Gossypium arboreum, 715 nucleotides long. Its product is annotated as mediator of RNA polymerase II transcription subunit 22b-like. Lineage: Eukaryota; Viridiplantae; Streptophyta; Magnoliopsida; Malvales; Malvaceae. Gene Ontology annotation, cellular component: mediator complex. Gene Ontology annotation, biological process: regulation of transcription by RNA polymerase II. The coding region runs from base 130 to 576 and encodes 148 amino acids. Gene Ontology annotation, molecular function: transcription coregulator activity. The transcript is spliced from 3 exons. The record is from RefSeq and is a predicted model, not a curated record.
AUCCCAAAAUAAUUUCCUUAAUUUCCCUUACUCUCCCAUAUUUUACUUUGAUCCAACUUUGCACAAUUUUGUUUCCCGUAACCCAUCCUCUGUUGUGCGUGUGUGUGUGUGUGUGUGCUUUUUACAUCAAUGAACAAAGGAACGGGAGUGGGAACUGGACCGACGGCGGCGGCUGCAGCGGCGGCGGCACAGAAGCAGAAAACUAUGAUGCAGCGAGUGGAAACCGACAUCGCCGUCAUCGUCGACAACUUCACCCAGCUUGUUAAUGUUGCCCGGGUAAAUGAUCCACCAGUUCGAAAUUCACAAGAAUCUUUCAUGAUGGAGAUGCGUGCAGCCAGAAUGGUCCAGGCAGCUGAUUCUUUGCUUAAGUUAGUGUCUGAGUUGAAGCAGACGGCAAUCUUUUCAGGAUUUGCAUCACUUAAUGAUCAUGUCGAGCAAAGAACUACUGAGUUUAACCAACAAGCAGAGAGAACAGAUCGAAUGUUGGCCAGGAUCGGAGAAGAGGCUGCAGCAAGCCUCAAGGAGCUUGAAUCUCAUUAUUAUUCUUCUGCACAGAGGACACCUGACACUGCAUAGCCAUAGAAGAAACAGCUUGCUAUAAUCAAUAGUUUCCCAGCAAGUUUAUAUUGUUGGUUCAUACAGAGAAUAUGAAGCAUUCAAAUGCCUUCUGUGUAAAAACUGAUGCUUUAGUUUCAUUAUCUGUUUCCAGCUUAAA